Triplophysa dalaica is the source of this 6873-nucleotide messenger RNA. It is a transcript of the gene socs5b, whose product is annotated as suppressor of cytokine signaling 5b. NCBI's taxonomy places the organism in Eukaryota, Metazoa, Chordata, Actinopteri, Cypriniformes, Nemacheilidae. The coding region runs from base 589 to 2283 and encodes 564 amino acids. The record is from RefSeq and is a predicted model, not a curated record. Gene Ontology annotation, cellular component: phosphatidylinositol 3-kinase complex. Gene Ontology annotation, biological process: intracellular signal transduction; phosphatidylinositol phosphate biosynthetic process. Gene Ontology annotation, molecular function: 1-phosphatidylinositol-3-kinase regulator activity. The transcript has 2 exons.
CACGCACACGCACGUACGCAAGCACACACCGUUAAAGGCAACAGAUGGCUACUUUGUUUGAUUGAAUAUAAUCAUUAAUCAUUCAUCUCUUGGCACUCACGCAUUAUCUCGAAUCUCCACGUUUUCAGGGUGGCAACCGAGGCAACGCUCUCUCAACCCGCGCUCUCAUUGGACGAGUACGACGCCCGUCACUCCCCCGAUCCGUCGGAAGUGCGUUCUCGUUCUGCGUCUCCCUGCACUCCGCCAGUCACAACCCGCCUGCGAUUUCGCAUUAUCGGCCUCUUCUUCACGCCUUUGAACGGGUGCGCAAAGCGGGCUGUCGAGAAGACGUACGGGCUCGCACGGUAGCGAGGCGGCAUAUAUAUGGCCUUGGAUUAUGUUGCCGUUCCGAGUGAUGUGGGAUUCAACUCUGCCUCUGCUUUAUAAUAACCAGCCUCAGGAAUGAGCCGAUAUGCUUUCUUACUUGUAAUUCAUUCGCCGAGAUUGAGUGUAUGUGGAACAGCUAGUUUAACACCUUUCAAAAGACAUCUUUUGUAGACAAAAGACGGCUGCGAAGUAAUACUCAAAAAUUCAAGAGGUCUCCAAUCUAUGGAGAAAGUUGGCAAGAUGUGGGGUAACCUCAGGAAUCGAUGCCAAGCUCUCUUCCACACCGAUGGCUCAGAGUCCAAUUUGUGUAGCCAGGAUGUCAAUCGUGUCCUCUGUGUGGUAGACUCAAGAAGAGGAGCACGAGCAAGUGAACCCAGUGGAACUAGGUCUUCCACCCCCUCACGAAGCUUGUCACCUCUCCCAGUGGUAACUGGAGGUCGCAGAGGCCAUAACUGUGUUGCAGAUAUUCCCCAGAUUGUUGAAAUCUCUAUUGACAAAGACAGCGAGGAUGCACGGAGGGGCCCUCAUGUGCGUAGGGACUCCUACUCGCGUCAUGCUCCCUGGGGAGGUAAAAAGAAGCAUUCAUGCUCAACUAAAACGCAAAGUUCACUUGAGGCUGACAGUCGAACAGGGCGCUCAAGAGGAAGUACGGCCAGGAGGGAGCGUCGCUAUGGGAUUAGCUCCAUCCAAGAGAUUAAUGAUUCUGUAGGAGCUGGCAGCAGUGGCCGCAGCCUUAGUGCCCGUUCCUUGCGCAAGCGACUUAAAGAUACUGUAGGCCUGUGUCUUCCCUUGCCCACACACCACCGCUCUCAAUCUGCGAGAGGUCCGGUGUCUUCUAAACGGAAGAUCCACCUGACUGAACUGAUGUUAGAAACGUGCCCUUUUCCACCUGGUUCCGAUUUGGCCAACAAGUGGCACCUUAUCAAGCAGCAUACGGCACCGGUCAGCCCUCAUUCCUCAACUGCUCUUUUGGAUGCAUUUGAUUCAGCACAUCCCUCCCCAGAGGAUGAGGAAGAGAGACUCCGUGAGAGACGCAGGCUUAGCAUAGAGGAAGGAGUGGACCCUCCUCCGAAUGCGCAAAUCCAUACACUGGAGGCGACUUCACAGAGCUCUUCUGUCUAUAAACUUGGACCGAAGAUGGCUCCUGGUGUUGGCGAAGGACUUGGAGAGGGCAGGAGUAUGGGAACAGUCUCUUCUAUUUCUGGAGGCUUGUCCGGGAUUGCCGCACAGGUUGCUGCGAGUAUGGCAACGCCAGCCCACUCUGUCGACUGUGACUCCGAGGAGGACUCAACAACCCUCUGCUUACAGACAAGGAGACCUAAACAGAGGCACGCCUCUGGGGAUGCUCAUUGCUCCAGACAGCAGGGGCCUUGGAAGGUCCACACGCAGAUAGACUACAUCCAUUGUUUGGUGCCUGAUCUACAGGCCAUAACUGCACUUCCCUGUUAUUGGGGAGUGAUGGACCGGUACCAAGCAGAAGCACUGCUGGAUGGACGACCAGAAGGCACUUUCCUGCUUCGUGACUCUGCCCAGGAGGACUAUCUGUUUUCUGUCAGUUUUCGACGUUACAAUCGUUCGCUGCAUGCACGCAUUGAACAAUGGAAUCACAACUUUAGCUUUGAUGCGCACGACCCUUGUGUCUUCCACUCUUCCACCGUUACAGGCCUACUGGAGCACUACAAAGACCCCAGCGCCUGUAUGUUCUUUGAGCCCCUUCUCACUGCUCCCCUACAUAGGACCUUACCCUUUAGCCUUCAGCAUCUGGCGCGAGCCGCCAUCUGCAGACAAACCACCUAUGAUGGCAUUGGUGCCCUGCCGCUGCCGCCAACGGUGCAAGACUUCCUCAAGGAGUAUCACUACAAACAGAAAGUACGGGUACGCUGGCUGGAAAGAGAGCCACCACUCAAGGUCAAGUGAGGUCUGGCUUUGUGCCUGACCGAGGCAGAUGUAGUGAAGGCAGGAUCCCUGCUGCCAGAGAAGUGUGGCUCGUAUUAUCCAUCAUACAUCUGGCUUAAGACACACAGCAGUGGAGGAUGUUAUGAACUCACGCCAAUAUUUUUGUUAAUACAACACAUGGAAUCCAUAAGUAUGAUGCAAAGCAGUACAUGUUAUCAGGCUAGCUUAUGUGCUUAAGCCUUGAGCAUUGCUCUUUAUGCUCCCAGCUUUUUCUUUUCUAGUGUUUUGCACUAUUUUGAGCAGUAUAAAAAAGCAUUACAUUAAGUAGACUCCUGCUUGUUUAGCAAAUCUGCAUAAGCUUAGUCCAGUGUUAAAAUAUAUUCAACUAAUUUGUGGAACUCUUCAUACCUUGAAAUAACGGCUAGUCUGUAAAACCUGAUGUUAAAUAUCUAGAUGCAUUAACUGUAUAUUUGCUAAGUCAUUGCUAAUUUGUCAGCAAUACCUUCCUCGAUACUUCGGCCUCCUGCACGUGUCGAGUUCCCUGAGGCAGCACUUGUUAAGCACUGUGUACAUGCACAGGGUCAAAGUAAGACACACACCUCCCAGCACGAAGCAUGUUUUAUUUUUAAAAUGGUGGCAGACAGAAGUGAAAGGCAUAAUUGCAUAAAGAGGAGGGAGCAGUUACGUGUAAAAUGCUACCAUUAACUCUCACCCAGUAACCACAGAGAGUGGGCACACAGGCGCAGAGUACCAUGUGCCAUAUGAUAGAGAGGGUGUUAUUUAAAACUAGGACCUCGUGAAGUGUCAUAUCCCAGCAUUACCCUAGUUUUAAACAAUCUAUUUUACUAUUGUCUAUUUUUAUCUGUGACAGUCGAAAAUGGCACUUUAAUUGAUGUCUGUAUACCGCACAAAGACAUAUAGACUUAAGUGCAUACGUAUAAAUGGAUUAUAUUGUGUCUGUCUUUUAAUGGACCUGAAGCAUUAGAUGUCAGUUUUAACCCCUCGUUCUCCUAUAUUCUCAGCAUGAGUCACCCAAAGUAGAUGCCGGUUGAGAAGUAUCUCUUACCGAGCCUGUGCAUACGGUAUGGCUUUAUUUAAGCCAACAUGGCAACAUAUGCAACCACCUAAAGUGGACAGAGAUAGUAAUCUAAAACAUGUAUAGAUUCCCUGAUUGUUUUCACUUUAGAUAUAGUUCAAACACAGACAGAUGCCAUCACUGUGUAUAUAUUUAAUGUUUGUUGGAUUGAUGUCCGGUUCUGUCGUUAUGUGUGGUUGGUUCCACCUGAUGAUGUUGCACUUUCAAUCAUUGUAAAGCAGUUAUGCUUCCCUUGUCAAAAUUAUGUGCACUAAUGAUUGAGAUUCCCUGAACACUGUAAAAAAAAGUUUGAAAACUUUUUGUAAAUCUUUGGCCUUAGUAACAAAACCUUUCAAUUUAGGCCAACAAAAUCAUGCUUGUAUAAAAUCAGAGGUUUGGCAUUGCACUGGUGUGCUCUUGAAGUCCAGUAAGAUGUCAGCCUGUGCAGAAAAGUUGCAUAAUAUGUGUCACGCGGGACAGUUUGCAGUAUUAGGGUGUUUGGUGAUCAGCGACCAAAGGUGUGCAUCUUUAGGUUAUUGUGCAUGAAUAAUCAUCCUCCAUGACAUUUGGUUAUUUGAGCACAAUGGCUCAUGUAUCAUGUCCCGAGUCGCACUUGUUUUUAAAGCUGCAAUUAAAUACGUUUUCAGAACCUGUCCGGGAUCUUGCUGAAAGGAAGUCAUUUUGUUAGUCUUUGGGCUUUUUUCUCAAAUUUUCGACUUGAACAACCUGACUGAAAACUCAAAACAUCCACCUUAACAUUUCUUCCAACGUGUACACUGUACGCUCUGUGUACAGUUUUAUAAUAUGUCAACUUUGAAAUGGUACAUGUCAGAUGAUGUCAUUUUAAGACUUUAGCAGGAAUACUACAUUUUUCAUUGAGUUUCUAGAAAGCACAUCACUAUAAGGCACUUGGUCACAGAUUCAAAGCCUCAAGUCAUAUAAAAAAAUUUUUUUUACAGGGGCCUCAAAAAUUAAUUGACAACUUAAAAACACGCAUUGUUACUUCCAUUUCUAUUAGGUAACAAAAUGUCAAAGCAAAUGCAGUCUGCAAAUAAAUGAUGCUCUGUUUUAUUAUUUUGACCAUCUGGUCCCAAGGUCCCUUUUUUAGUGCAUGCAUAUAAUUGAUUCUUCAGUGUCAUUGUGUGCCAUAUAAUUAUCACAGUACAUCAGCUCAUCCACCAUGGUAUUUAUCAAAGUAUCUUGUUAUUAUUAACUUAUGAAACCCUGUAUCACUGUACUAUAACUAUAGUACUUUCCCUUUUGAAAAAACAGCAUAUGCUGGUUAUGAAGCAUGGUUGCUGGUUUGAGCUUUUUUACACUCAUGUGAUGAUCCUUAGCUGGUCAUGAGCAGGUUUAAUCCUGAGUGAGGAGCUAGCUGCUUGGGACCAUUUUGAAACCAGUUUACGACCACCACAUGACCAGCUUAAACCAUGUCAAACCAGCUACCUUGCUUCAAAACUUACCUAAUCAGCAUAUGCUGUAUUUUCAAUAGGGUUUUAAGGGAAACAUAAAUAACACUACUGAAAAAAAUUAUCAGAUGACUGCAGGCACAUUACACCAACAUUGAGACAUUGUCAAAGCCUCCAGAAUGCGAUUAUGAGAGAAAGCGAGCAUAAUUAUUUAGGUCCGUUAAACGCUGCCUGAACAAACCCGUUGCAUUUAUACUCAAAAUGUGUUUUAAAAGACGGUAGAAGUCAUUUGGGACUCUUUGCUACUACACAAUGAGCGCGUCUCUCCUGGCAGAGUUACGCCCUGCCUUACACGCACUAAUCACAGGCUAAAUUUAAUAUGUUAGCCUCUAAAUUUACCACCUGCUAAAAGGACCACUCUGUGUUACCUAAUGCUGUGAAAAUAGUGAAGUGCUCCAGUUUUUCCUCUUCCUCCCCGUUCUGACCACAUCCUCAUCAUCACCCACUUUUCUGGAUAUGUAGAGCUGAAAGCAGAAAGCCGGUUGUUUGUCUAGUCGGCAUGCUACGCUAAAGUUAGCAUUAGCAUGAGGCUAAAACACACAGUGCUCCAUUGAGCAACAUUGAACGCUACACCAUGGUGCCAUCGUGUAUGAAACCGCAGCUGUUAUUUAGUUAAUAGUUGAGAGAAUGUAUUGCGAGGGAAAUGACACAUCAAACUUAAUCCAACACAGUGUUCUUCAGUCACUCAGGCAAGGUUUAUUGCAUUUAAAAAAGGGGACAUAAAAUCGCAACAGUCAGUAGGCAGAAGGCAACAAAGAUGCCAGUGAGGAGUCUUAUGAGACUUCUGUGAACUCGUCUUGUGCUUACGGCCCGGGGACGUUUUUUCUUGGCUUUUAAUAGUUAACAAGUGGACAAUUGUGAAACAGCUUCUCUAUACAGAGGAGUCUGGUGUGUUUUGCCCUUUUCCCCAUGGGAAAUCUCUUAUGUCAGCCACUGUAGCACAUACUGACCAUAUGACCAUGUCAAGUAGACCCUGCUUGCAAUUUAUGCGGUGAAAUGUUGCUUGACACAUACUCAAAUGUACUUGCACGCAUACUGAAAUGUACCCACAGUUGUUAAAUGUCGAAUUUCUUGCCCCUAUGAUAACAAACAGUAUUGUCUUGAAUUUGACUUUGUGUUUAAGUUAGAGUGAAUUAUAUAAUGCACUAUAUGCUCCCGAAUGGGGCAAGGCAGUAAAUGAUCUUGAACUUACUAAUCCAACUGUUUAGUACUCUCACAGCUUUCUUUUAGUGCCAAUGUGUAAACCUCUGGGGCUUUAUUUAUGUAAUGAUCCUAAAUGUAAACACAAAAUAUUCUCAGAAAUGUUCCUACAAGCAAUUAAUACCUAUAUGCAUGUUUGCAAAUCAUAAAAAAACCCACAAGCGCUCCACUAUCUAUAAAUAUAUGUAACGGGACAAAAUUCAAUUCAUGCACAUAUUGCGAUUUUUUUUUUUUUCCGUUGUACAUGUAGAAAUGAUAAUAUUAUAAUUUAUAAAUAAGGUCCCAGAUCUUUUCGACUUUGGUGUCAAAAUUUGUGGGGUUGAGUAAUAUUUUAAUGCAAGCAGAGUAGCAUUUAACAAGAUUAUUAUUUUUACAUAAAUCAUAUCUAAUACACAGUGAGUGUGAUGUAACCAUGGUUGCAAUCUUACGUCAAUUUAAUUCUCAACGUGCACGCUUGUAUCAGUAGGUUACUGUAUGUGUGUGGUGGCUGUGCUGACAGGGCUUGAUGAUGACAGGGGCUAAUGGUUGUCAUUUUGCCUUCUUCGUUCUGACCCAUCACAACAGCCUUCCCAGCUGCCACAGGCUAGCCCAUAUCUAAUCAAACAAGUAUCACCAAAUAUUCUUCUCUGUUCCUUUUCAUCAUAUUGUCUCCUUUAAAGAUCUAAUGUCUCGACGAAAGAGUAUGUAGAAAACCAAGAUGUUCACAUUUUAGUUUUGGUGUUUUUGUUUGUCUUGUCUGCCUAUUUUCUUUGUUUUUCUUCGCAUAACCUGUUAUUGUUACAGCCAAUGCACUUGUAGUUGUCGCUCUUGGUGCUUUGUGAAUGCUUCAUUGUCUUAAUAUUAUUAAUAAAAAAUAUUGAGUGUAAA